AGUUGAAGACCGAGAACAAUUGCUGCAUACCGCUGGUAGACAUGAUGGUGAUGAAUCGCUCAUUCAAGAAGACUUCUUGUGGUGCCAUUUUUGCUUUUUCGGUGCUGAUGUAUGCUUUGAUAUCGAUGGGAAUAAUCGAAUCGAUGCAAAAAGAGCACAUGAAAUUUGUUUCAAGAAUAGGAUUUGGAAGCUCUGCUUUGCCAGCAAAGGGUGAAUCACGAGCGCAAGAAGAUAAGGGGGAAGAAAUAACUUUUCAUCCUUUCGAGAACAAAUGCAAGUUCCCGAUCUCCAAUAUUUAUCCGGUGGACAUAUCGCACUACCAAGUUGCGGAACGUCUGCGACAGCUGCAGUGCCCGUACGAGAAUUACGAUUUUGCCACUAUGGACAGUGAAGGAUACAUGUAUGUUCAUCCACACUUCACGAAUUAUCCUAACAAAACCACAAACGUGACUUGUAAAGUUGUUUUUGUGGAAGGAGCGUUGAGGAAUAACAGAACAAACAGAGGAAAGGACGAGUUUAGAGAAGUCGCAGUUGUAGAGGCUCCUCAAAACAAACGAUUUCUUGCCAACGGUGAUGCAUUCUAUAUCCGCUGCUACGUAAAUGGUGAGAAGGCCUUCGAGCAGGUGUAUCCUGGUAUAAGAGAUUUGGACAAGGAGCGUCACAAGGUGUAUUUGGUGAAGGACAUGCCGUCCUUUGAUGAUUACGGUAGAAGACUCCACGGGCGCCCACAGCAAAAGCCCGUCCAGCGUUAUUCCAUCGAUAUUCUUGGGUUUGACUCAACAUCGCGAACGAUGUUUAUGCGACAUUUGCCACGUAGCAUGGAGACGAUGAACAGAUUAGGUUACGAGCUGUUCUACGGAUAUAACAAGGUUGGGGAUAACUCAGAAAUAAAUAUUGUGCCAAUUCUUGCUGGAGAUCUCCCUGAAGCUCUAGUACGACCGAGACUGAACAAGUUUCGCGAUAUCAACACUAAUUGGAUUUUGCCAAAACGACGGCAUCUUGAUCCAAAUAAACUUCCUUUUCUUUGGAAGAUGAUGCGAGACCAAUUUGGAUGCCGUUCAAUGCUGAAUGAAGACAUUUCCAAGAAAAUGUUUGGAUUGUUUCACUAUCCUCCUAAAGAUUUCCUUCCUGGAUUCACAUCACCACCUGCGGAUCACUUUUAUCGCGCUUACUACCUGGCUGUGUACAAGAAUUGGCUAUAUACACAGUGCAAGGAUGGCGAUCAGGUCCAGCGCAGAUACGUAGAUCUUUGGCGACGAUUUUCAAAUAAGUACAAAGAUGUGUGUCACUUUGGUUUCACAUUCAUGUCAACCCUGUCCCAUGAAGAGGGUUUUGUGCUCGAAGUAAUGGAUGAGCAAGUUUCAUCUAGUCUCGAGAACCUCUACUUUACAGGAGCAUUGGAUAGAGGAAUAAGUGUUAUAAUGGGUGAUCAUGGUAAUCGUAUUGGAUUGGUUCAAUACUCUUACAAUGGCAGAAUAGAAGAGCGUAUGCCGCUAAUGGCAAUUCGUUUGCCUCCGGACUUCAAGAAGAUUUAUCCGAAAGAAUAUGCAAACUUCCUCAACAACAAAUGGAAACUGACGAGCAAUUUUGACAUUCACCAAACUCUGAAAGACUUCGCAUUGAUGAGUUUUGGAAGCGCUAGAAGACAUGCCACGCGAUCAUAUGGUCGAGGGAUUAGUCUGUUUGAGGAAAUACCUGCUAAUAGAACCUGCAUGGACGCUUACAUUCCUGAAAACUUCUGUACGUGCAUGAUAAACCGCGCGCAUACAUCGACAAGAAAAAGGAAAGUAGGCGAAGUAGAAAAGAAAUUAGUUGAAAGUAUACAAGUCUGGAUCGAAAACGACAACGAACUUACAGACUGUCUCGAGGAAGCAAACAUCACAAUAAUUGGUGACGCCUCGGUGCUCGGUCUGAAUGCGUUUGCGAGGUAUGGAACGCGGAGGAGAGGAACUUUCAAAUACGUCACAAGGAUCUUGAACAUGCCUCCGAAUAUGAACUACCUCCACCAUGAAAUCACUGUUCGUAUGGAAACAACUAUGAAGAGAGGAAUGAUUCGUGUUCUGUUUCGCAUAGAGGAAGCCGUAAGAGACAAUGUCUUCAGAGUGGUGCUCGAACCGCUCGUGCAGUACGCACCUAGAUGUUACGCAAAAUCAAUAUUCAGCGUAUGUAGAUGUUUAUCAAAUACUCAAGCUGCCAACACGUGACGAGUACUUGAAAUUGAAUAAGAAUCUUUGCUUAAUGCUUUUACAAAAUUGGUGUUGACAUGCUCUCGGACUUUGAACCAUUAGGCAUCUGUACUUGUUUAUGAUUCGUUUUAUUGUCAGCUCUUGAAUUUCCCUCAAUGUAAUUGUAAGCUCAAAGCUUCACUGGCAAUCAGUCUGUGUGAACUUUUUGAAUCGCCCUGAAAUCUACACUAUGAAUGGAGCAAAUUGCUGCAAGUGUCACAAUAUGCUUUCCUGGGAUCUUGAUAGCAACUAUUCGAGACGCACGCCAUAUUUGUCCACUUCAAUCACUUCAUCUGCUUCUAGACAAUGUGGUUACCCUUUCGGACCUGGUGGUGGCAACUGCCACAUCAAUUCAGAGAUAAAGUUGUACUGCCGCAAGAAAACCAUUUUAUUACUCAUAGCUAUAAAACGCUUCAUAUAGCCUUUGCCUUCCAAAUG
This is a messenger RNA of Cylicocyclus nassatus, 2663 nucleotides long. The record is from the annotation of a GenBank genome assembly. NCBI's taxonomy places the organism in Eukaryota, Metazoa, Nematoda, Chromadorea, Rhabditida, Strongylidae.